GGGGAGGCGGGGGAAUGGCGGAGCGGAGGCAGCGGGCCCGGGUGCAGGGCGGCUGGGCCGGCAGCCCGGCGGGACGGCAUCACGGAAAGACCCAGCAGGCAGCAUCUAAGGCACCAGUGUCCAGCAGCCUUGCUCCUGGAGGCACCAGACCAGCAUGGAUGAGGAAGGAUGAACAGCACCCUCAAAAGCAGUUUGUCUUUGAAAAGCCACCAGAGGUGGAGCGUAGAGUUCCUGAGACAGACACAAUAGACAAGCCUGGUGUGUAUGAGCUCAGUGAAGAACCCAGUGGCAUUUCUAGGAUUCAUUUGGUUCCUGGCUUUAUUGACUCAGAACAAGCAGACUGGAUGUUUGAACAACUCCUUCAAGACAUACCUUGGGGGCAGAGAACUCACAUCAGGCAGGAAGUCUCUUUUGAGGAACCAAGGCUUACCUCCUGGUAUGGGGAACUUCCUUACACCUACUCCAGGAUAACAAUGCAGCCAAACCCAAAUUGGCCCCCUCUGCUGACCGUGCUGAAGGAGCGCAUUGAGGAGUUCUCCGGCCACACCUUCAAUUCCCUCCUCUGCAACCUCUACCGAAACGAGAAGGACAGCGUGGACUGGCACAGUGACGAUGAGCCAGCCCUGGGGACAAACCCUCUCAUUGCUUCCCUCAGCUUUGGUGCCACCCGGACCUUUGAAAUGAGGAAGAAACCCUCCCCUGAAGAAAAUGGAGAUUACACUUAUGUGAAAAAACUGAGGAUUCCACUUGAUCACGGGACUCUGCUGAUAAUGGAAGGAGCUACCCAGGAGGACUGGCAGCAUCGAGUGCCUAAGGAAUAUCAUUCUAGAGAUGCACGGAUAAACUUGACCUUUAGGAUCAUUUAUCCAGAACCUGAUGGAUUUCAGAAGUGAAGAGGCACUUUGGGCAUUGUUGGAUAUAAACCCACAGCAGAUCCAGAGCCUCAGAGUGCUCCAGAUUUAAAGGAAGCCUCACAGGACCACAGGUUCUGUGAGAUCUCUGACAGGGGGAAGGAACUGAUACUGGGAAGAUGGUUGACAACAAGAAGCUGCCUGUGUUAGGUGAACAGUGCUGUUUUGUUUUCAACAAUGCUGUGCUGUUAGAUGAUGGUAAAUCACAGGCUUUAAGUGUGUGAAAAAAUGAUUAUUCCUAAAAGAAGGCAAAGCACCUGAAAGAUCAUCUAAGUACAGACUGGAGCAGAAAGAUUCAGUGGGCAGUGGUUUCUGUACCUGCUUUUGUCUCCCCUUUUCUCCCAAGUGUUGGUCUAUGUUCUAAGUAAGGACAAGAGUGGAAUGCUUUGUGGAAAGUGUGUGCACUGCCUGUACAGAAAUGGGAAAGCUGCACUGGAGGCUGAUGACUGUAUGAGGAUUACUCAUUUCAUCAAGGGGUAGUUGCCUGCUUUUUAUUUCUAGGUUGCAAAGUCUUCUCCAAUAAAUCAAUAAUUCAAGGAAUCAUAUAAACAGAGGGUCAAGGUGCCCUUCUGCUGUCAUCUCUGGGGUCAGGCUUUAACCUGUGGAUCCAAGGCAGAUAAAGGCAAGGGACAGAGACACCUUAGCCAUGAGCUUUAGCAGCCAGGUCAUUGCUGCCCAUUGCUUCAGCAUUAACAGUUAUUCCUCCCUAUGGGCUUGAAGCUGUUACCUCUCUGUCAGAGGCAGGAAAAGAGAUGAAAACCAUUACUUUCAGCAUUUGCUAUUAAAACUCCCUGGUUUCAUAUGUCUUUUCCUGGUGUAGGAAGCUGUGGCUUCCAGUGAUUUCAGCAUCUCUACAAAUUAAGCUUGUGCUGCCAGGUUUGGGACUCAGAAGAACAGGUCUAAAGUUUUGGACCCAAAUUAUUAUAAUCACAACAUAAAUCAGUUGCAAAGUUACACCAAGUAGAGUGGAGUAGUAGAUCCUACCUGUUGGUAGGAACCAGUGAGCUGUCUGCAUGGUAAGUUAGGUGAGCUGCCUCUCUAGUUUAAGUUCUCCCUGCAGCUAAGUGGCAUCCCCUGUGCUGGAUCAAAACAUGGGUUUAAUCUUUUUGAUGCUUUCUGCCUGAGGUAGGAUCUGUGCAUGGUUAAGUAUUCCUAGGGACAGGUUGCUUUUAUUAAGAAAGCUCUUCAGGGGAAGAAAAAAAGGGUUGUUUAGAAAAUGUUUGUCUCUAAUUAGCCAGCAUUUCCUGUACUUUAAAAUUCAUUAUUAAUACUCAAUUGGGCCUAUGUUUUGAUGUUAUUAAUGACCCAAAGGAUGGUCUUAUUGAGCCAUUUCAAUCCCUGUGCUCUGAAAUUGGACAGAACAAUUUUCUUGGUGCAUCAGACAGCUCUAGAAGCAGCCUCUCCAUCUAAAGCACUGCACAGCUUUUGAAACAGCUUAUAUUCUUCUGAAAUGAAUGAAUGGUAUUGGAAAACUGACUUUGCUCUCUGAUGAUGUCUUCAUUUUCAUCCCAGUUUGUAUAAAAAUAGGGUUUGGGGAGAAUAUUUACUGUUAACUCCUUACAUUUGAGUCUAAGACCCAGGCUCUGUGCUGAGAAUCUCCUGAGAAGGAGUUUUGAAGCAGGCAAUGCUUACUUUCACCUUUCCUUUCUCUGGGUGAGCUUUGUGCCCAGGUUUGGCAGUCCUGAGGGAGCUUUUCCUUAACCAGGUGCUCAUUUCUCCAGGUAUCCCAACAAGGCAACACUUCACACAAACUAAAUGUAUUUACACUCUGUUAAGAGCAGUCAAGCUGCAAGAGCACAGAGGAGGUUGGGACCAGACUGGAAACUUUUCUAAACCCAAACCUCAGCCUGUGGAAACUGCAGCUCUUCAAGGAAUUAAAUUGAAAAUUAAAUUCAAAUUAAUUAAAUCAAAUUCUGGCACUUCACUGAUGGUAGGGUCCUGAUUCUGUUGUUGAAGAACAGUUUGUACUUGCUUUCUCAGAUUCAGUUUAUAGU
Calypte anna (Anna's hummingbird) is the source of this 2905-nucleotide messenger RNA. It is a transcript of the gene ALKBH3, whose product is annotated as alkB homolog 3, alpha-ketoglutaratedependent dioxygenase. Bases 15 to 893 code for a protein of 292 amino acids. The transcript is spliced from 9 exons. Gene Ontology annotation, molecular function: dioxygenase activity. Gene Ontology annotation, cellular component: nucleus. Gene Ontology annotation, biological process: DNA repair; DNA alkylation repair. The record is from RefSeq and is a predicted model, not a curated record. NCBI's taxonomy places the organism in Eukaryota, Metazoa, Chordata, Aves, Apodiformes, Trochilidae.